Strongylus vulgaris is the source of this 225-nucleotide messenger RNA. Lineage: Eukaryota; Metazoa; Nematoda; Chromadorea; Rhabditida; Strongylidae. The record is from the annotation of a GenBank genome assembly.
AUGAAGAACGUUGUGGCUCUGAUUACUCUCAUGUGCAUAGCAUUCUCCUUUCCUCAAACUGAGGCACUUUCAACAACCUCUACGGCUCGCCCACAUGCUGAUCCUGCGGAUAGGCCGAGUAUGCCACCGACAGGAGAUGGACAUGGAGUUAGUGGAACACCACCGCCAGGCCCACCGCCGCCGGGCGUAAGUGGGAUGCCGAGUGGAAUUGCGGGACCGCUUUAG